This is a messenger RNA of Fibroporia radiculosa, 1017 nucleotides long. RefSeq lists its product as uncharacterized. The record is from RefSeq and is a predicted model, not a curated record. The transcript has 6 exons. Bases 1 to 1017 code for a protein of 338 amino acids. Gene Ontology annotation, molecular function: transmembrane transporter activity. NCBI's taxonomy places the organism in Eukaryota, Fungi, Basidiomycota, Agaricomycetes, Polyporales, Fibroporiaceae. Gene Ontology annotation, biological process: transport.
AUGAGCGCAGUCGAGCCGACCGCAUUCGAGCUCAUCAAGGACGGCGUCAUCAUCGCGCUGACGCUCGUCGCCUCUCUGCUCAUGACGAUCCCGCUGACGGGGACCCUUGUCCGCCUGCGCGCGAACUACAACCCUCGUGGCCUCCGCCUUGACGCUGAGGGAAACAUCGAACCGCACACUGGGCCUGUCGUGACCUCGUUCUUCGGCAUGCUCAGACGGGUGCGGCGUAUUGAGGGCUGGGCUGGGUUAUACAAAGGGACCAUGCCCACGAUCUUAUUCAGCCUCGUGCUGACGCUCUUCACCGUUGCCGUCCUUGGUGCAAGCAUGGCCAGCACCCCGGGAAGGGCGAUUCCUCCUGCCGUGGCAGGACCGUUCGGCACGCUCGCGUUUGGCCUGGUGUCCAUGCUGCUCUUCCUGCCAUUUGCCAUUCUCACGUACCGUGCGAUUACAACACCGUACAAGCUCCCCUACUUCCGACCCCUCUACUCUCUGCGCAUCUUGUUGACGCCAACGGAGCGCAAGAAGCCCUGGAUGUUGUAUUCGACCCCAGGGCUCCUAGCGGCGCAGUGCAUCCAGAUCGUAUAUACCGCAUUCCUGCUGACCGCGCUUCGGUCUUUCCUUGUGCCACGCCCAGGACCCGAUGACUUUAUGGCGUCAGUCAAAUUCGGGAUCUAUAUAGGCGUUGAAGUUGUCAGCGUCGUUGUCAUCUGCCCACUGGAGGUGAUCACGACCAAGCUGGCCAUCCAACGUAACCACGCAGCGCCAGAAUACAACUCGGUGGAACAGGAAGCGGAGGACGACAUGAUUGAUGGAGAGGAGUACACGGAAUAUUCGGGCGCUGAGGAAGAUGUCAUCGGGCUACGUCAUGAGAAAGAUCCCUACCUAGGCCUGGUCGACUGUGCAAAGCGGAUUGUCGACGAAGAGGGGUGGAAGGCGCUCUACAGGGCCUGGUGGCUCACCAUGCUGGGGGGUAUUGUUUCUGCGCUUGCGGCCGGUGUACCGUACGUGCGGUCGUGA